This is a messenger RNA of Debaryomyces fabryi, 1533 nucleotides long. It is a transcript of the gene STB3, whose product is annotated as Stb3p. Gene Ontology annotation, molecular function: sequence-specific DNA binding. Gene Ontology annotation, cellular component: nucleus. NCBI's taxonomy places the organism in Eukaryota, Fungi, Ascomycota, Pichiomycetes, Serinales, Debaryomycetaceae. Gene Ontology annotation, biological process: positive regulation of transcription from RNA polymerase II promoter by glucose. Bases 1 to 1533 code for a protein of 510 amino acids. The transcript has a single exon. The record is from RefSeq and is a predicted model, not a curated record.
AUGGCGGAAAAUACUCCGAAACCAUCAGAAAAUUAUAAUAAACACGGUGGAGACAAGACGUCAGAUAAGACCCACGAUAAGCGUGAAGAACAAAAAUUGGAAUCACUAUCGACAGAUAUGUCGACAUCACCUGGUAAACAUGAUGGAUCAAACUCCAAGAAACAUUUGCUUUCGACAUCGUCUCGCGAGGGAAUACAGGUAGCGUCAAAGAUUACUCCGACACGGUUGGCGAAUUUGUUAAUACGGAAGGGACCGCUUCCGAUUAGACACAUAACGAGUCAAUUGUCCGUAGAAGUGCAGGGAUUUGAGAUGCUUUCAUUAUCCAAACAGCGGCGGUUAAUUAUGGCUGCAAUGGAGCAGAUGGACCCUGAAAAUAAUGUUGUUUUUGAAAAAAUAGGGUGGGGUCAAUGGGCAGUACGGAAAGUGGAUAGUGAUUAUAUUGUGACAGAGGGAACGGAGAAGCUAGAGGAAGAGGGAGAGAAGAAACAGAUAAAUGUACACGAGUUGCGAAAUCAGGCUGGUUUGAAGCUAGGAUGGUCGAAGAAACAGCAAGAUAAGGCAAGAAGAGAGUCGAUAACGAAUCGACAGGCAAACUUGCAUAACUUGAAAUUACCCAAUGAGCCGAUGGGAGACAUGUCGGCUGCGAUUGAGCUGGACUCUGAAAGUGAUUAUGCGUUAUCUGACAUUGACGAUGGUGCGGAUAUAGACGUGGACGACGAUAGUGACGAAGAUGAUGAUGAUGACGAACUCUUCACGUUCGACCAAGACGACGACGGAAAAUUUAAGACGUUUAAGCAUACCAAAUCGCCCCCUAUCAAGUUUGCGAAUAGGGUGCCAUUGAAAUUCAGUCCACCCCCUGGUGGUGCGUCGCGUAGGAAAUCUUCAUCAUCCAACAAUGCCUCUAUUUCGAAACAUACACAAGCUUAUCCGCACGCUCAUAGAAAUAUAUUCAAUAGAUCAAGACUAAACUCGAUAGAAAAUUUUGAUAAUUACAUUCUUUCGUCGGCAAAAAAUUCGAAUGUUUCUAUCAACUCCCCUCCUCCUCCGGUUACAACUACGAUUUCGAGUCUGCCGCUCGCAUCCUGGAACUCGGGUUACACGCAAAAUAACAUCAAUGCUUCCCCCGAUGGUCUAGAUAGCAUUGCCACUGCGAUGUCAGGUGGUAGGAAGUCUUCGUUCAAUGAAUCUCAUCUCAGAUCUACUCUUUCAUCUUCACUCCCAAGAAACUCACCUCACACAAACUCACAUUUCCAUUCUCAAUCGAAUUUACACCCAAGCAGUGCAACACAGUCCCCACCUGCUAAUUCAGACUCCCGUAAACCCCAUCCUAACCAGCGUCAAAAGCAAAACGAAAAUAUAAGUGACACUGACGAGGAAGACUGGGCUACGAUUGGAGCAGAAUCCUUACGCAAAAGUCACCAAAACAAUAAAGAUGAUCCAGAUUCAAUCGAUAACGGUCACAAACCUACUGACAAUGAUCAAGCAGACGAAAGAGCUGCUGCUUUCGCCUUGGUUGAUUUAAUGUCUGUUUAA